This is a messenger RNA of Amblyraja radiata (thorny skate), 1314 nucleotides long. Its product is annotated as protein FAM174C. NCBI's taxonomy places the organism in Eukaryota, Metazoa, Chordata, Chondrichthyes, Rajiformes, Rajidae. Gene Ontology annotation, cellular component: extracellular region. The transcript is spliced from 4 exons. The record is from RefSeq and is a predicted model, not a curated record. Bases 110 to 514 code for a protein of 134 amino acids.
CUGCCCGGAGCACUAGGGGUGUGACACGGUUGCUGCGCCGCGGUGCUACAGGGAGGAGGUUCCCCGCCGCCGGGAGCAGGAGCCGGAGCCGGGCCGGAGGUUCCUGGAGAUGACGCUGGGCCCGGUGCUGCCCGCGGCCGCCGCCGCCCUCUGCCUGACCCUGACCCUGACCCUGACCCUGGCGCUGCCGCCGGCCCGGGCCGACAACGUGACUGAGCAGAGCGGCACCGGCACCGCGUCCACCCCGCCCCGGGCCGCCGGCGGCUCCAGCGAGGGCUCGGUGAUCGGCCGCGCUGUGGCUGUGGCGCUCGGCGUCAGUGGACUAGGCCUCGUCUACCUGCUGGUGCGGGGGCUGCGGUUGAAGAAAAAGCAAAGGAAGAAGUAUGGGCUGCUUUCCUCCUUCGAUGACCAUGUGGAGAUGGCUCCGAUGGACACAGAUGAUGAUGACACUACUUUAUUUGAAGCAAAGAGCCUGAGGAGGAGCGUUAACUACACAGCCUCACAAUCUUGUUGACUUUACAGCCAUUGCAAAUUCUUCUGGACACGCUCUGCUGCUUUGCUAUAACAAGGGACAAGCAGAGAACGUGACGUUUCCUGGUUUGCCAUUUUAAGAAGCUCCCUGUCACCCACUUAUUACCAACCAGUGACUGAAAAUAUUUGUAUGGUUUUGUGUGGGACAGGUAACAAUUCAGGCACAGCCAGACGCUCUACCUUGAAGGAGACAGUUUUGGGCGGAGGUUUUAUGCUGGCAUUGAAGUUUCUGUAUCGCUUUAUAUCGAUCGUUCAGAAAGAUGAAUUGAAGAAAUGUCUGCGUUAAUUGUUUUUCUUAAAGUACUACUUUGCAGCAAGUGGGAUUUGCAAACCUUAAAACACAUUUGGUUUUCUGUCAUGAAAUAUUUGCAUCAACGUUUCACCGACUGGAAUGAUCGCUCUUAAGCCGUUCACUGCGGAGAGCCACAUGUUUACGCAACACGGAGACUGGUGUAUAAAUAUUUAGUGAUUGGCAGAGAACAGAUACUCUUUGAAGGAAACGCGUAAAUUUUUGCCUCUUGUGGCAUCUUUAGUUUCAUCCAUCUUAAAUACAGAGCAAAGUUAAAUAACCAUGGCCCUCCCAGGAAGAGGUUGGUAUUACAUUUCAAACAUGGCAGUAUUCUCUUUGUCCCCAUUAAAUUAAAUUAAAUUUUCAGAAAGCCUGUCAAACCUUGUGGUACAAUUAAUUUUUAAACAUGGGAUUGACAUGUACUGCUCAGACUAAAGAAGGAUGCAAAAGGAUCCAUUGGGUAUCAUUGGUUGCUGUUUAUUAUAAAAUGUUUC